UGAACACAUCUAUGAACAUGCCCUAUGCCAUAAACAAAAAUUUAACCUCAAUUCUCUUGCAACCUGGAUUAUAUAUAUGUUUCUCAUUCGAUGGUUAUAUUAGUUUUAUAUAUUUAUGUCUAAGUCUAAAACAUUUACGUAAAAAAUACUGUAAAAGAAAUUAUAAAAAUUGUUACAAUGGCAUUAUCAAGAGAACUAUUAAAGCGAUUGAACUCGGAUGACUAUCCUUUGGCGAAGCGAUUAAAACUAGCGGAAACUGCGUUUCAUACAAUGGAUUUACCACUUCUUCGAAAAGAGGACUUGCUCCUAGAGUGGCUGUGCAAAACUUAUUCCACGAACCAACAUACUUGGAAGACUUUGAAUAACUGUUUAAAGCAUGACUAUGUCAAUAUUAGGGGUGAUAUAAAACAAUGUUUAAUUGAUAUGCUUAUUCAAACAUUAAAAGAUAACAUGGAGAACAUAUAUGAGGAUGUUCUUGAAUGCUGCAAUUUAGUUUUUGCUAACAACAGUAUGCGGCAAUAUUUUAUGCACAAACCAAAGAUUCUAGGCCUAUUGAUAAAAACUUUGUUAGAUGCAUUAAAACGUUUCAGCUGUAACAAUGUAACACAAGAGGAAUUCAAUCAAUUGUACGAAACAAAUAAAUUAUCAUCUGUAGAAAAUAAUGUUAUGAUAAACACUAUCAAAAGUCUGACGCAGAUACAUAAACAGCUGAUUACUGCAAACGAUGAACUGAGAUUAAUUUUUAUGCAGGAUAUUUUAUACCCUAUGUGCAUUCUGAUUGAUUACACAUGUAUCAAUAAUACAAAUCAACUUAGUAUAGCAGCGUCCAAGUGCAUUCAGCAGUUUUUAUUGAGAAAAAGUAGAUCCAUGCAAAAUAAGCAGACUGAAGAAAGCGACCAAGCAAUGUUUUCGGAUUUGUUUUCCAUAUUAUCUGAACGUGCUAAAACAUCAAGUCUUCAAUCUAAUCUUUUGACCUACCGGUUUAUUUUCCAUACUUUAAUACAUGCUUAUAAAUCGGAUGCUGUUUCAAUAGAUGUGUUGUUCAGAAACCUGAUAAAUUCUUCUGGAAGAUACAAAUGGGAGAUUUUGGAUUCUUUCCUUGCAUUACUGAACGACACUGUAUUGGAUUUCGAUAAUAUUGUAGACGGCAUCACAUUGACAGAGUAUCUUCAGAAUUUUAUAAACGAGAUUUUAACAGAAAAUGAUGUAACGUGCGUGCAUUACAGAGUGCUCAUACAACUUUCAUAUAUUAAUCCACUUUUGAUAGAGAAAAAUAUCACAGAUAUCUUAAAUAAGAUAGUUAUGAAGGAACAGACCAUUGAGUAUACAAACUUGCUAAUUGCACUUUUGUACUCCAGUGCAAAAUUGAGACGGGAACAAAAAUUUAUCUCACAGUUAUUAAUAUCGUUGAAGCAGCAUGCCACGAAAAAAGAAACGUAUAAAGCAGUCAUGUCUCCAUUUUUCCCAGAUAAAUUUAAAAUUAAAUUGACAAAAACUAUUAGUAAUUUUUCCAGUUCACAAACUAUUAUGACUUUAAAAUCAUUAAUAUAUUAUUUAAAUACAGAUUGUGUGGAAUUGCUGCAGUCUAAUACUUCAUGUAAAAACAUAUUAAUAUUGAAGGCAACAGUAGAAUUGCUCAUUACAUUGUUUGAAAGUAUGCAGGUUUUCGAACAUACCAGACUAUUAUCGACUCAUGAAAAAUUUAUCAACGGCCUGAGUGAAACAAGGGACGCAUUAUCACUGUUGAUAGAUAAAACGUUAUGUUUGAGCCAUAACGAGACCAUUAUUAUCAUACUGCUAAAUGCAGUAAAGUCGUUGAGUGAAAUACAAAAUAUGUUUAAAUGUUACGUAUUGAAAGAUACCGUAACAAAAAAUCUACCAUUUCCAAUUUUAGAUGAUCCCUGGCAACAAUUAAUUCAGAGGAUUACCAAUUUCGGAGAAGACAAUUGCAAGAAUGUUAUGAAUAAACUUAUUUUGCAUCGAUUAAAGCUAGAUGUAUCAAAUAAACCUAUUAAACUUCAUGAUUUAAUAGGUGGCUUUGAGCAUUCCUGGAGUAUUGUUUUGAAACAUGAUACAGGUACGCUUUCUUUAUUACACGACAAAGACAUAUCAAAAGUGACGUAUUUAUUGUUGGCCGACAUAAUAUCGAAUGAACAGAACUUUCAUGAACAGCUUAACAUAUUGAAUAAAGAAUGCCUUCAAGAAAACAGACAAUUUGUAAUGAGCCUCAUAAGCCACAUUCUUGUCCAAAUUGGGCAAAGUUUUUCAUUACCCAUUACCGAAUACGUUAAUGUUAAGCUGUUGAUGGAGAACGGGCACCACGAGAAUAAAUUAUUAGACAUCUUAGAAGUUCUAAAAGAACAGAUAUCUCAAAAACAAUGGUUACAAACGACAAAUACAAUUACUUUAAAAAUUGAAUUAUAUUUAGAAAUAUUUCUUCAUUUACCAACAAUAUAUUUCAGUUCUAACAUAAGAAUGUUAAUAUUCUUGAUUGUAUAUUUUAUUAGUAGAAAAUAUGAAAAAAAUGACAAAGUAUCAGCAUUAUGUAAUAUGAUAUUUUCAGAUUUAUUAGAAAAAAAAGAAAUUGACGUAUUCAAGUAUAUAGAACCAAAAAUAUUGGUAAACCAAUUAGCACAAAAUAAAGCAUUUUCAAAAGCUUGUGAGCUCUCUCUUCAAAAUGUGAAAUCAUAUGAAACUUUAAAAAGUCUCGUGAAAAGUGCUCAAUGUAAGGAAGUUAUGUGCAUUAUUUUGGAAUGUAUGGAGGUUGUGAAACCAAAAUUGGAUACUGAACAAGAAGCCAUUUUCAGAAAGGCAGAAAAAAAGUUAACUAAAGCCAUUUUAAAAGUGUUACCUGAGAAUAUAAACGACACUCUGGACAUAAAGUGUUUAAUAGCAGUGUUAAAAGUAACUUUAAAAACUGGAAAAGUUACCGACACUUUGAAAAUAUUAACUGAAUUAACUCUCAAAGAUUUGUUCACGGCAAGAGAAAAUUUAAGUAAUACAAAUAAUACAAAUAAUAGUGAACUGCAACAAGGUGUACAAUUAUCUAUUGUUGUUUUACAACAUCGUGAAAUGUUUGAAAUCCAAGAUACGAUCAUAAAAAAUUUAUGGUUUAUAAUAUUAAAGCAUCCUUACAAGAAUUUAAUCAAACUUUUAUUAGCGUCUACCAAACUAGAAGAAUUUUAUGAGCUUUCAAAGCUGUUGCACGAUCAGAUGCUUAAUAGCUUGUCACAAAAAGAUGAAGCAGCUUGGACAAAUCUGUUUAACAUUUGGAGCAGUAUAAUAAAAACAAAUGUUACACGAUUUUAUGAUAUGGAUGUUAAACAUAAUAAAUAUAAUAGAGUGCGUUUAAAUGCGAUCAACAAUCUGUUCGAAACUGUAUUGAUGUUGGAUGUUCCAGAUGGAUAUUGGUCAGAAUUGUUGCGUUUAUCUCACGAUGUAAUCUGUGCCAAGUAUUUACUUAUUCCUGAUAUUACAGUCGAUCUUAUUACACUCGUCAGUUUAAAGUCACUUGAUAAGGCGAAUAUAUCGUUGUGUGAAGCGGUACUUACUAUAUGUAACACACUGAUAAAGUUCAAAACAAACUUACUAACAGAUAGAUUACCAAAUUUAUUGCUAUUGUAUAGACAAAUAGUAAAUAUUAUUGUUCAUGCAUCGAAAAAUGUAGCCGAUAAAUUCGAGGAGCAUCGAUUUCGCUGUAUCGCGCUCGAUAUCACAAAAUUUACAGGCAGACUGAUAAAAUUGAAGAAAGAUAUGAUUCGAAUAAGUCCCUAUGUAAUCGCCGAUUUAUUGCAAUUGAUUGCAGAAGGCACUAUACCAUCUUACAUUAAGGUGAUGGCUUUAGAAGAAUCUCUGUGCCAAUUAAUUAGCAUCUGUGAUCAGCAUGGGCUCGCCUUUUUAUCUCGUACGUUACCAGCGUCAUUGCAGGAAAUCUUCAAAAUGCAAUUAAAUACUUUCAAAAAGUUUUAUAAAUAUGUUGGUAAAAUUUAAGGAUUUCUUUCUUGAUUGAAUCUAACUUACCAGAUCACCUAAUAAUUGUAAUGUAAUUUUAUAGAUAGUUAAAAAUUGUCAUUAAUAAAAUUGUAUUUUAAUAAAAUUUAUAUAAUUUAGGAACAAAUUAUUUAUUGUUUGUUAUUUACAUAGCUGAUUUAUAAAGCAAUCCAAAAUCUUUGUGAUAAGGUACAAAUGAAAUAAUUUAUAUGGCUCUGAAGUUUGGUGUUUACAUACCUGGUAUAUGUACAUAUACGUAUAUGUCCACAUCCAACGUCUGCGAUCAUAAGAUUUAACAUGAGAAUCAGAGUACCACGAGGGUUAACCAAGGAUCAGAUUUUUAUCGUAGUAGCUUUAGGACUGGGAACUGGUAUUUAUAGUUGGAACGGUCUGUUGAAGGAUCAUAUGAAAGAACGCGAAAAAGAAUUGAUGUUAAAUGAGUCUGUUAACAAAAAGCAAGAAUCUGCUGGCUAAUCAAGGCUUCCGUUGGGGAUUCAUAGGAUUUAGCAUCGCUGUUAGUAUAAUAGGUUUCAAGUUUGGCAUACAACCAUGGUUCAAAAUGCAGAAAGCCCACAGGGCAGAGCAACAUGCAAACUUCGUUUACGAGCAACGCAUGAAAAGAGCCUCCGAACAGCAGAGCAAAGACUAAGUUUUGAUGAAUGCAUGUCAUCACCAGUUUGACAUACGUUUAUUAAUAACUUAUUAUUUAAUUAAACAGAAAAAACAUAAAUAUAGUAUGGUAUAACGUAGUCUCUAUCAUUUCAAUAAGACUAUUACAUAAUCUUGAGGAAUCCUAUAGCUUAUUCUUGUUCUUGAAACUUGCUACCAUAGAAUGGAAUAUAUCGCACUACUGCUUUCCAGUCUGUAAAAUACAGUAAUGAUAACGAUCCAGCAGCCCCAUAAGCCAUUGCAGUUGGAAUCCUGGAAAACAAGAGAGAAUCACUAUAACCUUGAUAGAACAUCUGAUAUGUGAUGCAUUAUUGAAGUACUUGGAAUACAAAUGUCUUGGUUUUUUGUGAUAGGAAAGAAAUUUUAUAAAAAUAAAAAUCUUGUUAUCAUAUUUA
Molecule: messenger RNA, 5054 nt
Organism: Monomorium pharaonis (pharaoh ant)
Lineage: Eukaryota; Metazoa; Arthropoda; Insecta; Hymenoptera; Formicidae
Exons: 12
Coding region: 178-3990 (1270 amino acids)
Source: RefSeq, a predicted model, not a curated record